UAUAAGCCAGCUCCUGAGGACUUUUUAGUAAAUUAACUUUUCGUGUCCCCAAACUAAAUGACGAAAAUACCCCCAGAUAUCUCUCAAUCCUAAUUCGGUGUAUCAGUGUAUGCGUUUGCUGCUCCUCUUCUCACUUUUCUCUCUCCUCACCUUUCCAUCACCAAACAACACUGCAUUUCUAGGGUUAGACUUCUCCCGCAAAGAUGGUAUUCAAUCAACUCUAUCUUCGAUCGCCUCGACGGCGGCGUCUCCCUCAACAGCCGCGACGGAAAUGGGUUUUAGGGUUUCUAAGGAAAUUUUUUCAUUGAAGGAGAGAGAUUCAAAUUGAAACUUCCGUAAAAAAUAAUCGAAUUAGGGGUUUAGGAAAGGGGAUUCGAUUAUAAAUAAGAACGGAUUGAAGGUAGAUAAUGGAGGAGAUAGAAAUCGAUGGUGGGUGAUGGCUCCUUGGAGGCGGCGGCGAUGGCGGCUCACCUUCCAUUUCAUCCUUUCAGAAUCUUUCAACUUCUUGCAGAAUUUUUAAUCGCUGGAAUUCUGUUGCACCAACUGAAGUUGAUGAAUCACAUUUUAUCAUCAAACCCUCAAUUUCAAAUAAUCCAGUUAACCACAUUAACAAGGACAAGGCCAUUAGGGAGAUUAGAUCUUCUGCGGUUGAAAGACACAAAGGAGAGAACAGCAAAAAAUGGUCUUCAUAUUCUUCUCGGAGGUGUUUGUGCCUUGGCUGUUGUUGUCUUCUUUCGCUGUAGGAAGCUGAGUGAAUAAUGCAAUGUAAUGGCGAGUAUUCUGCUUAGACGAUGAGCCAGGAGUGCAUAGGGUGUGAAUACCUGAUUAGGAGGUGCCAGGCCUAAUAAUGUCUAGAGAUUUUGGGGAUUACUGCAUCAAGGAGUUUGGCCUUAUAUCAGUGCCUGAAGUGACACAGAAGAAUAUUACCACCAAAGACCAGUUCAUCGUGUUGGCAACUGACGGGGUGGAGCCAAUUCGUAAUCUGUUUGCUGCUCUUUUCCUUAUAUCAAGUUUCUUAUUACGGCUUAAAUUGACUUAUAUGCAAAUCUCUAUUAUCAACAGCACAAAUUCUUUAUUUUGGUACUUAGAUUUAGAUUAUUUGUCAUGUAAAGGCAUGAUUAUUGUUUUUCACUAUUUAGAGGUAUGAUUGUAAAAUAUAACCUUAUUUUUUUUUAAAUAUGAACUUUGUGAACA
This is a messenger RNA of Spinacia oleracea (spinach), 1194 nucleotides long. RefSeq lists its product as uncharacterized. The record is from RefSeq and is a predicted model, not a curated record. Bases 427 to 759 code for a protein of 110 amino acids. The transcript is spliced from 6 exons. NCBI's taxonomy places the organism in Eukaryota, Viridiplantae, Streptophyta, Magnoliopsida, Caryophyllales, Amaranthaceae.